Monopterus albus (swamp eel) is the source of this 5809-nucleotide messenger RNA. It is a transcript of the gene zmym2, whose product is annotated as zinc finger, MYM-type 2. Bases 120 to 4490 code for a protein of 1456 amino acids. The transcript has 27 exons. The record is from RefSeq and is a predicted model, not a curated record. Lineage: Eukaryota; Metazoa; Chordata; Actinopteri; Synbranchiformes; Synbranchidae. Gene Ontology annotation, molecular function: zinc ion binding.
AUCAUCUUUGCACGGAAAGUGGAAAGCUCUAUGUGUGCGCAUGCGCUCCCAGGAUUAAUGUCAAGGCACAAAAGUGGCGCUACACCGAUUCGAGCUGCACUCCGGUGGUUGCCUUAGUGAUGGAUGGGGAGUCAGAACCAAACCCUGCCAUGGCAGAAGAGGCAGGGGAGUGGGUGGAGCCCAUGGACGCCACUCCCUCCCCACAGCAACAGACAACGCCCCUUCCAGAGGAGCCUGGGGAGGCAGUUUCCAUGGUGACAGAAGAUGGGACCACAAAAGAAGGCGGCACAGAAGACAAUGAUGAUGACGUGGUUCUCGUUGCAGAGGACUCUCCCCAGCCUUCUGACACAGUCUUUUCCCAAGACACGCCUAACGUAGACUGCCUAGAGCCAGCUGCAGCUGUGGCAACAAUAGACAUGUCCACGGCAGCAGUACCUUCUAAGACCCCCAGUCCUCCUGUGUCUUCCAGCACAUCCACCGUGGCACCAGCCCCAAAACCUCAAACCACAGAAGCAGAGCCUAUUGUCAUUGAUGAUGAGGAGGAUUCUGAUCAGAAAGACACAUCCUCCUCCUCACUGGCGCCCCCUGGAGACUCCUCUGCAUCCCACUCACCAGGUGCACUCAGCAGCACCGAGCCGGACUCUGAGAUCAGGAUUGCCAGUGUCACCACACUGGGCUCCAGCAGCCACAAAGGAAGCAACACAGUUCCUGCAGUAACUAUUCCAUCACAUCCAGUGGACGACCAGACAGACAUGAACCUGAUGAUAACUGCAGUGACAUCACUGCAGGGCGGAGCGACGGCUGUCACGGCGGCAGGUGAAGGCCCGGCAGAGCAGAAUGGUCUGCAAAUCGGUAAUGCGUUCACCCUGAAUCCCGACACCCCAUCUGUUCGACCGACGGCCUCCUUCAACCCUGGGCGGGGCUCAGGCCCCAUGGGGCAGCUGGUGCAGAAUGGAGACACAGGGGCACACAGCAGAGCAGGUAGUGACUUUAUUAUCAGAAGAAAUUUAAUUUGCCAUGUUUUUUGCUUGAUGUCAGAGGUCAAAUGUUACAAUGGGACCAAACGCAACCAAAAGCAGACUGGGGUGGACUCUCCGUCACCAGCCACUUCCCUACCCAAACCCCCAAGCCAGUCUUCCUCAUCGACCUCCUCCUCAGGCUCCCAGCCACAGCCCAGGACUGUCAAGGUGACCUGCGCUAACUGUAAAAAGCCUCUGAAAAAAGGCCAAACCGCCUACCAACGUAAAGGGUCCACACACCUGUUCUGCUCCACCACCUGUCUGUCUGCCUUCUCACACAAACCCGCCCCCAAGAAGAGCUGCACCAUGUGCAAGAAGGACAUCACAAACAUGAGGGGUACCAUCGUGGCCCAGGUUGACUCCAGCGAGUCUUUCCAGGAGUUCUGCAGCACCGGCUGCCUAGGUGCAUACGAGAACAAGCAAAACCCACCCAAAUCGGGCCUCAAAACCAAAUGCACUGUCUGUGGCAAGCUCACAGAGAUCCGGCAUGAGGUUAGUUUUAAGACUGUGACCCACAAGAUCUGCAGCGACGCGUGUUUCAACGUUUACCGCAGGGCCAACGGGUUGAUCAUGAACUGCUGCGAGCAAUGUGGCGACUACCUGCCUAGCCGAGCAUCAGCCAACCACUUCCUGCUGGUCGAUGGCCAACAGAAACGCUUCUGCUGCCAGAACUGCCUCAAGGAGUACAAGCAGGCCCACAGUAAACUUGCUAGCUGCCUGACAUGCAAAACACUGAUCAAGACAGGUGAGGUGCUCCACAGCCUCGGAGUGGGCAGCACCAUGGGCUCCUACUGCUCUGUCAACUGCAUGAACAAGGGCAAGCUUGCAUCUGCCUCCUUCCUCAACACAGAGCCCACAUGUCACUUCUGUAAGAGGAAUUCAUUACCACAGUACCAGGCCACACUGCCAGAGGGAAACAUCCUCAACUUCUGCAGCUCCCAGUGUGUUACCAAGUUCCAGAAUGCUACUCUUCAAACAGCCACCAAUUGUAACUACUGUCGAGGAGCAUUCAGUCUGAAGCCUGAAACUCUGGAGUGGGAGGAUAAAGUCUACCAGUUCUGCAGUAAGACAUGCUGUGAGGACUACAAGAAACUCCACUGUAUUGUGACAUUUUGUGAGUACUGCCAAGAGGAGAAGACGCUACACGAGAUGGUCAAGUUCUCUGGGGUCAAGAGGCCUUUCUGCAGCGAGGGCUGUAAGUUGUUAUAUAAGCAGGAUUUUAUCAAGCGGUUAGGUCUGAAGUGUGUCAGCUGUAACCACUGCAACCAGCUGUGUAAGAGAGGCCUGACUCGGCAGCUCGGUGGCAUGACUCGGGACUUCUGCAGUGAAGCAUGUGCCAAGAAGUUCGACGACUGGUACCACAAGGCAGCGCGGUGUGACUGCUGUAAGGUGCAGGGCAACCUGACGGAGUCUGUGAUGUGGAGAACAGAGAUGAAGCAUUUCUGUGACCAGGAGUGUUUGUUGAAGUUUUACUGCCAGCAGAACGAGCCCAUCAUGGUCACACAGAAAGGCCCUGAAAACACAACCCUAGGGUUUGAAAUGCAAGGGACCAAACUUGGGCUGAUUAGUCCGACCAGUGUUAUUUACGAUAAACUGAUUCAUUUCGAAUAUUUACUGGCUUCAACCAGUGCUGGUGAAGCAGCAAGAGAGGAUCAGGAAGAGAGAGAUGUACAAGAGCAACGUGCUACUACUGUGGGAGAGCCAUCUAGUUCAGGAGGGACAGGUCAUAUGAACAGCACAGAGCUGGUGAACCAGGGAACUGUGGGGUACACUGGAGGCAGCUUGGUAAGAGAUGUUAAGAACAAGGCAGUGCUCUGCAAACCGCUCACGCUAACCAAGGCUACAUACUGCAAACCGCAUAUGCAGAGCAAACAUCUACAGACAGAUGUAGAAGAUGGUGUGAAGAAGGAGUAUGUUCCUGUGCCCAUACCUGUGCCCGUAUUCAUCCCCAUACCCAUGAAUAUGUAUGCCCAGAUCACUCCCACGCCACUUUCUCUUCCUGUACCGGUCCCUGUGCCUGUGUUCUUGCCCACCACCCUGCAGGGGGCAGAGCAGAUCAUCCAGACCAUCAGUGAGCUGAAAACUAAGGUGCCCUCUGACCCUCUGGAGGCUGACCUGCUCUCCAUGGCUGAGAUGAUUGCAGAGAACCAGAGGCCAGAUGUGAAGCCAGUGAAGGUGAAGAGGGAGUGUGGAGCGGAGGAGUCCUCCAGCAGCAGCUCUGAGGAAGAGGAGGAAAAGUAUGAGCCCAACUUGGACCUGGAGGCAGACUUCCCUCAAGCUUCAGACCCUGUUCCAGUCCUGGAGGGAAUGGAUGAGGACAUGGGCUUCUCUCUACCUCCGGUUCUGGCAGAAGAGACGGAGGAGCCACAGGAGUCGGUAUCUCGACCACAGCCCAAGAGACAAGGGAACAAGAGGCAGGCGGUAGAGGAGAGCUCCAAUCUAGCCAUGUCCUCUUCUCCCCAUUCAGCAGGGAGACGCUCAGAAGGACGAUCACUGCCUCUCAAAGCUCGCUAUGGCAUCAAUGCUUGGAAACGAUGGGCGCUGUCUCCUUCUGACCAAUCAGAUGACACCAAAGCAAAGGACAGCUCCAAACCAGCAUGGUGUAAAAGUAACCUGUUAUCCCUGAGUUCAGAGGAGCUGAACGUGGCUCUAUCCCGGUUUGUCAAAGAGGUUUGCAGACCCAGUGGGGAGCGCUACUCUCCAGACAGCAUCCUAUACCUCUGUCUGGGGAUUCAGCAGCAUCUUCAUGCCAGAGGAUGGAAGGAUGACCUGUUUAGUGACCCAUGCUACCAGCAGUUUGGAGAGGAGCUUAACAGGGUCCUGAAGGACUGGCAGCCCAGUGUGCUUCCCGAUGGUUCUCUAUGGGGUCGAGUGGAGGAGCAGAGCCUGUGGAGCAGCCGGCAUCUUGGCGAGCAGAGCCCCGCCGCUCUGCUGCGCUCUCUGGUCUACCUGAACACCAAAUACUUUGGCCUGCGCACCGUGGAGCAACACCUCCGCCUCUCCUUCGCUAACGUGUACGGCCCUGACAUGGUCCAUCCUGUCACCAAGGAGACCACUGUCUGCAUCCGAGUGCCUUCCAUCUCUCAGGAUCACCAUGUGCAAACAGAGUCUAGGAAGAGGAAGCGUAAAUUGGAGGAUGUCGAUGGCGAUCAGGACUAUGCACAGGACAAUGAGUCAGGAGGCUCCACCUUACACUGUCCUGUGAAGAAGCAUGAGUGUCACUUAUACGAGCUCUACAGAGCGAAGUGCCCUGCAUUGUUACACGAGCGUUUAGAUGUCUUCUAUGUGCAGCCGGAUGCGGCCUGCAGCCCCGAUGAGCCACUGUGGUUCAGCUCCACGCCGCUGGAGCGACGGAUCCUGGAGAGCCUCCUCACCAGAGUCCUCCUGGUCAGGGACGUUUACACAGACAAACAGCACCUGGAGGAAGAUGAGGACGAAGGUGACGGGGGUGAAACGGUUGCGGGAGAGUAGCAGUGACUUGGACUUGGGUUAGUAGAGCCUAAACAGUCAGCGGAGGAGGAUGAGGAAGAGGAGAUGAGCUAGUGUGAGUGCUCUUCCCGUCUUAUCGUCUGGUCCUCCUCAUGUGCUCCUUGUUGACUUGUUUCCUCCUGGUGGCGUCCACAACAAGGGGCCUGAAAGUAUAGAGGAUGGUGAAAAUGUUGAAGAGCUGCCCGCAUUUAUACUUGUGCUGAGGUAUUCACAAACUGAGGAGGAAGAAGCAGUGAAGCUAGAGGACAAGAAUUUUCCCUCCGGUCAUAAAGCAGAAGGGAAGAACUGGCAUAAAUGUCUUCUGACGUCAGGAACCAGCUGGAAUUAGCAGCUGGAGGAGAAAAAGAUAAAAGGAGGUUGAGCUGUAAUUUGUUCUCAUGGUCAAAGUUAAAUCAGGUUGAAUGUGAGAAGCUAGGAUGUGCUGUUGAUCACUGCUAACAAUUCUGAGGGUGUAAUGUUCAUUGUGCUCAAGCAAGCAGCUUAAAAAUAUUUGCAUUAUUAACAACAAUCAUACUUUAAGAAAAGUUAUGUGGAGGCUACAAGGAGAGAAACACAGGGAGGAAGGGUCAGGAUGAUAUGAGCGCUUUAUGUCCUGCUCACCAUCACUCUGGAUGGAGAGACUGGAGCAGCCACUUAACAGUUGCACAACAGAGGGGAGAAGGCAGGGUAGAGUCUGGACAAACCCACCCAGAGGAGGAGACAGUCGUAUGUUCCCAGCUGGUAGGUUGACACUCCAUCUUCACAUUGUCAAUUAAAGGAUGUUCUCAGGCCAACGUUAAACUACGGUUCCCAGCUUAGCAGUUAAUCGUGUUUGCAACAACUGUUAAGUACUAUUUUAUAGUUAAAUUUUAUAUUUUAAUAGACAAACACUAGUCUGUUGCAUCGUUGACAGCACCCAUCAGUCAUGCGCUUCUGUCCAGUGCUGUGUCAUCUAUGGAGUUUUCUCAUUUCUACUGUUGCAUUGGUCAAUUAACUUGGUUUUGUGGAUUUAUGAUUUGAAGGUUGUCAGUCAGUUCACAGUCAGAGAGACUUCCAAAUUAGAAGUCUCUUUCUUUUGUAAGCCUCAGUCAGCUCAAACUGCACAGAGUGAACAAGGUGACAUUACACUCUGUCUUAGAAGUGUUUGCUCUGUUUGUCAUUUACGUCCACUGAAGCUUGUUUGACAGACAAAUCCAAGUGUGCAUUUCCUGUUUUGAUGCGACCUCAUCCCAUGCAUUGCCACUCAGCCCCUUUACAUUGGGAUGAUAUCACAGAAAUACAACUCCUCCUCUAGGCCCCAGAAGUCUUUUACAAAUAUAAAA